AUGCUUGUGGCCGCGGUCUCAACGCUGAGAGCAGGCCUCAAGAUCUUGGCCCCGACCAAACCAACAUGUAAGAUGAAGAAGUCUGAGUCCAUCAUCAACUUCGUUCUCGCCUCGUCGCGUUUCGACCGGGACCUCUCAGGGGCCACUGUUUUGGACGAGUACCCCAUGAGCCCGCAUAGGCCCGUGCUGUUCCAGCUGCGCUGCGGGAGGCCCUUCAUGGUGCCAGUCUUGGAGAAGCCCCAACCUCUCUCUACUUCCAGGCCCUACGGGCCGACAAACCAUGUGCCGCCUUGGGGCCGCACGGAAGCCGCCUUGGAUUUCCUGGACCAGGUCAUUGAUAGAGAGUCUGGGAUUGAGGCCCGCUUGCUGGCCCUAGAUUCGGCGUACCAGUACUUCGCCUCGGACAUGGCGAAGACGAUCAGCAUUCGCACUGACACUCCGAUUAA
Prorocentrum cordatum is the source of this 446-nucleotide messenger RNA. The record is from the annotation of a GenBank genome assembly. Lineage: Eukaryota; Dinophyceae; Prorocentrales; Prorocentraceae.